This is a messenger RNA of Zeugodacus cucurbitae (melon fly), 2101 nucleotides long. RefSeq lists its product as uncharacterized. NCBI's taxonomy places the organism in Eukaryota, Metazoa, Arthropoda, Insecta, Diptera, Tephritidae. Bases 251 to 1981 code for a protein of 576 amino acids. The transcript is spliced from 17 exons. The record is from RefSeq and is a predicted model, not a curated record.
ACAUUUUCUGACAGUGAAAUUACAAAAAAAAAACAUUAUUUUCAUAAAAUAUAAGCGACUUUCAGAAACUUUUAUAUAUUUUUUUAUAAUCGAACAUUUUUUGGUAUUUCCAAACUCAACGGCACCUCAAAGGAUCGGAACGUCGGUUUUAGUUUGAAUUGAGGAUAUUCAUAAAGAUAAAGCAUUUUCAUCAAAUCUAAUCUAGAUUUUCUUUCAAAUAGUGAUUGUGAAAUUACGCAAAAAAGGGGGUAUGCAACGUUCACUGAAUCAACGGGAGCUACAAGCGUUAGAUUUGCGCACCUGCAAUAUGAAUGUUGGUCCACAACAGCGACAACAACAAACACAUAAAAAGUAUUCAACCAUGGCUAAACAGAAACCCGGGAACCCACAUGCUACAGUCUUCCAGCAACUGCCACUACCGCCAACACAGCCGCUGACAGUUGAAAAACAUAACUCGCAGAGUUCCGAGCAAAGCAUGAAUCAAGGACUUACACGCAGUAUGAGCAUGAUUGAUUUGCCUUCGCGGCGUGGAAUUCUGUUGAGGCUACGCGGUGGUUGCGAGCAUAUGACCGCUGAAGAAGAGGAAUUGAAAAGAUUUUGUGAAUCAGUAGAUCCAAAUAUAGUUUUCGAUGAACUGCAGCCGGAGCCACCGCUCCCAACUCAACGACAAACAGCUCGCUUAUGCGCUGGUUCCCCCACCAAUUACUCAUGUCCACCACCAACGCCCUGUCCAUGUCCAAACAAUUUUAGCAAACAGACGGAACACUCUUCGCGUAUACAGAAUUAUUCCUCAUUCUGCCCACCAGGCCUAAAUACCAGCGUUAGGAGUACAUCAUAUCCACAGCAGUCAAGAGGUCGUUCGUCCUUCGAUGAGUAUCCCAGCAUACCACCAAGACGACAGUCAGCCGUGGAUCCUACAAUGUCAUUUUGGUCGCCACCAAUGCCACAGCCAACGCCAACCAGGCACCCCACCAGAGCAUCGACAUCUACGAGAUACUCCCAGGACACCUCCAAAGUACUGUACGAGUCACCUCGACGCAGCCACUAUUCACCUACAAAUCGAAUGAACAGUACACCCUAUAUGGGUCUGCCAGGACAGCCCUUCAAUGUCACGAGAGCGCCGCCGCAAAUGAUGACCACCAAAUGGAUGACACCGCCGGGACGUAUGCCAUCGGCCUUCAUGCAACAGUCAACACUAAAUGAGUCGAUGCUGCCAACGAUGCAUGAAACUUGGACACCGCCAUCAUGCCCACGGGAAAUUGAUGAGUCAACCGUGUGCCCUGAGACCGAUGAAUGCCCCAAUAAAAACAAGAAUUUGCCUUGUGAGGGUUGUGAGAAUAGCGAGAAUAGCGAAAAGACUUAUCCGCCGCCACCGCGCUGCAAGCCACUACAUCCGGAUAUAACUAAGAAAUUAUGCGGUGACUUGCCACCAUUUAAAAUACCACGUUCCAUGGAAGACGAUUUCAUUUGCAUUAAACGCCGCGAACAAUGGGAGCAAUUGGUGAGAGACCAAAAUUGCCCGGGCGCCAUACAGUCAACGAUCGAUGGUUCGGUGGAUUUCAAUGCUCUAGCUUUUAAUAUAUUCUUCGGCGAACAGCGUUUGCCCGACUGCCUGCCGCGCAUAGAGCCGAUCACGCUGCUCGAGGCGUUCUUUAUACGCGUCAAUUACGAGCGUUGUCAGAUAAAGAAGCUGGAGGAAUUGGCGUACGCCAGGGAUCACUCAACUGAAGAGGGGGAACAUACAACGCCACCACCGAGUGAUGAUUGUACACUAAUUGAGAAAUGCUUUAAACGAAAAUAUGCCACCGAUCUGAAUGCGGCAUUGGAAAAACUCUUUAAAGCAGAGAAGGGUUUCUCGUAUCUGUCUCCACAGUCGGAACAACCACUAAUGAGUUUGACAUUGGAAAGCACCAGUACCGAUUUGCCAGGUAUACCUAUAUCCAUAAAAGCCUAUACAGGCACAACAAAACCGCGGGAAUGAAUUUAUAUGGGUUAAAUAUGACACAUGGAAGCGGUAAUAAAUAUAAUAAAUAUAUAUCUGCUGUAAUUGUGUAUACAUAAACAGAUUAUAUUAAUAAACAAUAAUUUUUCCUCAAUGAAA